AUGGGACAACUGACGUCAUCAACGCCGAAGAUUACAGCCCAAGACAAGGCAAUCUUCCAAUUGAAACAACAAAGAGAUAACAUAAAAAAAUAUCAACGUAAAUUACAAACUGUAAUUGAUCGACAAUCUGAAUUAGCAAGACAAGCCGUACAAAAUAAACAACCAGAAAGAGCGAAAUUUUAUCUUAGAUCCAAGAAACAACAACAAUCGACGAUUAUUAAGACUUGCGAUCAAUUAGAUAAUUUAGAAAAUUUGAUUGGAACAAUUGAAUUUAAAUUGAUUGAAAAAGAUGUGAUUUAUGGAUUAACUGAAGGAAAUAAGGUGUUGACGAAAUUAAAUAAUGAAAUGAGUGUGGAGAAGAUAGAUAAGAUUAUAGAUCAAGUUGAAGAAGAAAAAUUGAGGGUGGAUGAAAUUAGUGAAGCCUUGGGAAUGGGUAGUGGGUUGACGAAAGUGGAGGAAACUGAGGUUGAUGAAGAGUUUGAAAGAAUGAAUCAAGAGAUUAAUGGUAAACAACCAGAAGAAAUCAAGAUGCCUGAUGUUCCCGAACAGAAGUUGCCGGAUGUACCUACAGACAAGAUAGAGGAAGGAAGAGAAGAAGAGGAAGAGAUUCCUGCCCAAAAGGCGAAAACACACGAACCAAUACCAAUAUAG
Hemisphaericaspora subhashii is the source of this 651-nucleotide messenger RNA. It is a transcript of the gene VPS20, whose product is annotated as ESCRT-III subunit protein. Gene Ontology annotation, biological process: vesicle budding from membrane; late endosome to vacuole transport via multivesicular body sorting pathway. Lineage: Eukaryota; Fungi; Ascomycota; Pichiomycetes; Serinales; Debaryomycetaceae. The transcript has a single exon. The record is from RefSeq and is a predicted model, not a curated record. Bases 1 to 651 code for a protein of 216 amino acids. Gene Ontology annotation, cellular component: multivesicular body; ESCRT III complex.